Anoplophora glabripennis (Asian longhorned beetle) is the source of this 1649-nucleotide messenger RNA. Its product is annotated as CUE domain-containing protein 2. The record is from RefSeq and is a predicted model, not a curated record. NCBI's taxonomy places the organism in Eukaryota, Metazoa, Arthropoda, Insecta, Coleoptera, Cerambycidae. The transcript has 5 exons. Gene Ontology annotation, molecular function: ubiquitin binding. Bases 133 to 993 code for a protein of 286 amino acids.
UCCAUCUAUACAAAAACAACUCUGGUUGUGUUAUUGAUUGGGCUCAGAAUUAAAUAUAUAAUAUUUAUUUCUCUGUAAAAACCCCAAAAAUCGUAUUAAAUACACGCAGCAGUCAAGUACUAGGGUUUUAAGAUGUCGAAGAAAAACAUUGCAGAGCAAGAGACUAAAAUUAAAGACUCCCUUUUCGAGUUCGUAAAAACUCACAUCCCUGACGCUGAUCUGAGCCUAAUCGACGAGAUAGUACUUUCUUAUGUCAUAGCCGUUCUGGAAGACGUAGGAUCAGAUCCAGUUUUUGACGUAGAAGGUUUUUGCGAGAUGAUGGCAGCAUACUUUCCAGAAUUUGAGUCCAUAAACCACGCCACAGUGUGCCAGUGGAUGUUCCAGUUAGAGGCAAAGCUGCAAGAAGUCGACCAACCAGAAGAGAAAAAUAUUACGUUGGAUAUUUCUCUACCCGAGAUCCUCCCCAAAGUGAAACCGAGAUCUCAUAGCAAUUCUGAAUGUGAUCCACCAAAACGUUCGCAUAAACUCUCAGAAAUGAGCGAUGGAGGAUCAACUGACAGUUCCUGCUGUGACUUUCCCGACGAAAUGGAUGUUCUACAGGAGAUGUUUCCCAGCGUUUGCACUAUUGAGGUAAAACAUUGCCUAGCCAUAGCGGCCGGGGAUAUUGAACGUGCCACCCAAAUCCUGAUCGAUCGCCAGGAGAAUGGCCAAUGUCUCAGCCAAAACAACUCUCUGACCAUCCAAGUCACCAAAAAGACCAUCGAUGAUAUGGAACUAAAACACCGCAUCAUCGAGAGGUACUCCUACAUUGACAAGGAUGCUUUCAACAAAGAGCAUCGCCCUGUCGCUCCCAAAGUGGAGCCAAAAAAGAUGGUACGCUACCGCGACAACAAAAUCGUAUCGCUCAAGGGCGAACGAUUCACCGAGGUAAAAAAAGGUGAGGACGUCGAUGAUAUCUCCUUAAAGAAGAACAGGAAAGGGCAUACCCCGUAACCAAUAGGUUGUCCGCGAAAUGGCAGGGGCAGGAGGGCUGGUUCCGACUUUACGCUUGGGUUAUUUUAUAAGUUAUUUUCUUUAAGUUGGAUGGGUCUCUUCCUUAGUAAUUUUCGUCGAUCGGUUGUGUUCCCCCCAAUGUUCAAAUACUCUUGUCGCGUCGGAACAGUAUUAGAUAUUUGGAGGUGUUUAUUAGCGUGUAGGCGUAAAGUAGUUUCUCUGUCUGGGAGAUUUUAUGUAUUAGGUAGCGUAUCGACGUCGCGGGACAAGCCCGUGUUAGGCGUAUAUAUAACUGUCACCGUUUUCAACUAGCUAUAGGGAGCAAGUGUUGAGCCGGCGCGUCGGCUUCAGACAAACAAAAAAAUGCGGUUAAGUUCGUUUUGACUUUGUUUGGGGGAGUGAGAAUUCUUUUUGACAAUCAUUUGACUGUUUUUUUUUUUUGGUACUGUUAUAUGUUGGAUAGUGACGUAAUGUUUGUGAUAGAAAAGUGAUUCGCCGAUAAGUUGUUACUUCAGUAUUUUGAUAUUGGGACUUGUAAAAUUAAAAAAAGGAAUUACAUCUCAAAUAUUUAUUGUUUUAUGUAUUAGGGAUGUUCGUAUUCGUAUUUGUGAGUGUGAAUUAUUUGUAUCAAAUUUUAAAUUCGCAUUUGUGUCCGC